AUGGCCAUCAAGUUUUCGUAUUCCUUUGUUGUUGCCGCUCUCAGCACCAUGACGGUCGCUGUCAACGCUCAGACAUUUGCGCCGCUGCAGUUUGCAGGUGUAAAUAUUGCAGGUUUUGACUUCGGGUGUGGUACAGAUGGCACUUGCAUUGUCUCGGACGCUGUUCCCCCUGUCUAUCAACUGUCCGGUGUUGAUGGUUUGGGUCAAAUGCAACACUUUGUUGAGAAUGACGGCUACAAUGUGUUCCGUCUUCCAGUUGGCUGGCAGUAUCUCACAUACAAUCAGUCGACUGGUGUCUUAAAUGAGACUCAGUUUUCCAACUAUAACAUGCUGGUGUCCAACUGCCUGAGCACUGGGGCUCAUUGUGAGAUUGAUAUCCACAAUUAUGCCAGGUACGACGGACAGAUAAUCGGUCAAGGUGGUCCAAGCAACGAAAUAUUUGCUGAGCUCUGGUACAAUAUUGCUUCGUACUGGAAGAACGAGCCGAAAGUCAUUUUUGGGGUUAUGAACGAACCUCAUGAUAUCCCAAAUAUCGUCACUUGGGCAGAGUCUGUUCAGGUAUUUACAGCCAUUCGGGAAGCCGGCGCUAAUAGCCAGAUGAUUCUCCUACCCGGAAACAACUAUACUUCUGCGCAGACAUUCGUUUCUAGCGGUUCUGCUGCGGCCCUUGGCAUGGUGCGGAACCCUGACGGCACAUUCACCAACCUCAUAAUGGACGUCCACAAGUACCUCGACUACGAUAAUUCUGGCACCCACGCUCCAUGCGUGACCAACAACAUCGAGGAUGCAUGGUACCCUCUGACCACCUGGCUCCGUGAAAACGGUCGCCAGGCCCUCAAUACUGAGACUGGUGGUGGGAACGUCGACUCUUGUGUUGGCUACAUGUCGCAGCAGAUUGGCUACCAAGCUGCUCAGUCUGAUGUCAUCCUUGGCUACCUUGGCUGGUCGGCUGGCUCCUUCGCCACAAACUAUGUUUUGUCUCAGGUACCCUACUACAACGGCACCGGGUGGAAUGACACACUCUUGGUCUCGAUGGCCAUGUCUCCCAUGACCAACAUGCUCGUCGCAUCUGUUGUAUAA
Messenger RNA from Suillus clintonianus, 1080 nucleotides. Its product is annotated as glycoside hydrolase family 5 protein. NCBI's taxonomy places the organism in Eukaryota, Fungi, Basidiomycota, Agaricomycetes, Boletales, Suillaceae. The coding region runs from base 1 to 1080 and encodes 359 amino acids. The transcript has 11 exons. The record is from RefSeq and is a predicted model, not a curated record. Gene Ontology annotation, molecular function: hydrolase activity, hydrolyzing O-glycosyl compounds. Gene Ontology annotation, biological process: glucan catabolic process.